AUGAACAAUACCGUCAUGUCGGAAGCCUACGCGGCCGAGGAUAAAGGCCCAAACAUCAUGUUGACAAUAUGUAUCAUUGUCGGCAUCAGCACCUUGUUUGUUGCCGCUCGUCUCUUUGUCCGAAUCAAGAUCCUCGGCCAGACGCAUUUGGAUGACCAUUUGACCGUAUUGUCGCUGCAAUCCGCCGCUAUCCUGUCGACCAUCUCUGGUUUCCCUCCGAACGUACUCGCAUAUACAGUACCCAAGUUUGCUGUGGUGGCGUUAUUGGUCAGAAUAUUGAACCCUGGGAGAGUACAUCGGAGGGUACUUUGGUCACUGGCGACUGUAUGUUUGGUACUCGUAUCACUGUGCAUCAUCAUCCUAUUUGCCCAGUGUAGUCCGACGUAUGCUCAGUGGGACUACUCAGUGACGGAGAAGAACUGUUGGAGUCCAUGGGUUCUUGUCAACGUUGCUAUUCUUACGGGAGCAUAUUCUGCAGCACUUGACCUUUAUCUUGCAAUCUACCCGGCGACAGUGCUCAUGAAACUUCAAAUGAACAUCAAAAAGAAGAUAGUAUUGAGCGUUGCUCUUGGUAUCGGUUCUAUCUCGUGUUUUAUAUCUAUUUACAAAAGCACCCGCUUGCCAUCUCUCGCCAGUCAAGACUUCACCUAUGACAGUGCGGAGUUGGUCGUAUGGACAAUUGUCGAAGGCAACACCCUCAUCAUUGCUGCCUGCAUACCCAUUCUGGGGCCUCUUGUGGAACUUGCUCUGGGACGUCGCGUACUCAGCACGACCAACCGGAAAUACCAGGAACAGAGCGGCACUGCUGAAUUGCAACCGGUUUCAAUUGGAAGAAAAGGCUCUCGCUCGCUCCCUUGGAACGGAGACUCUGUUGGUAGAACAUCCACGGUCAUUGGUUCGCACCACGAGGGGAAAGACGCCAGCAGCCAGGAAAGCAUCAUCGAGGCUACAUUCAGGCAGAAGAAUGGCGUGGUAGGAAUCAUUAGACGGGACGAUAUCACAAUAUCCUACGAGACGGAUGAUGGGCCGAAAAGUCUGGUCGACAUUGGCAAACCAGCCAAGGGGAAUCCGUUCUAG
Molecule: messenger RNA, 1077 nt
Organism: Colletotrichum destructivum
Lineage: Eukaryota; Fungi; Ascomycota; Sordariomycetes; Glomerellales; Glomerellaceae
Exons: 6
Coding region: 1-1077 (358 amino acids)
Source: RefSeq, a predicted model, not a curated record